GGCGAGGUCCUGUGGAUGGGGCCCAAGGGCAGCGUCCUCAACGUCGGCAAGCAUACGUACCAGGGCCAGCCCGUCAUCGCCUACUACACCGGCACCGAGGAGCACCCAGGGUUCGGCCGAGGCGUCUACAAGCUGUACGACCAGAGCUACCAGCACAUCGCGACCGUCGAGGCCGGCGGCGAGCUCACCAACCUGACCGACCCGCACGACUUCCAGAUCACGCCCGACGACACGGCCGUCAUCGAGACGUGGAUCCCUCGCGAGAUGGACCUGUCGCCGCUCGGCGGCCCGGUCAAGGGCGGGUUCGCGUUCGACUGCGUCAUCCAGGAGGUCGACAUCGCGACGGGCGAGCUCCUGUUCCAGUGGCGCUCGAUGGACCACAUUCCUCUCACCGAGACGCUGUACGAGCUGCUCGAGCCGGCCGGGACCAAGUCACAGCCCUUUGACGCUCAUCACCUCAACGCCGUGUUCAAGGACGAGUCAGGCAACUUCCUCAUCUCGCUGCGCGGGCCGUCGACCGUCUACUACAUCUCGCGCGAGACGGGCGAGAUCCUGUGGCGCCUCGGCGGCUCCAAGACGAGCUUCAAGAUGGGCGACAACACCGACUUCCACUUCCAGCACCACUCGCGCCUGCACGGAUCGGGCGCGUCGUCGCCUUUCACCGUCACGCUCUUCUCGAACGGCGCCAACCAGUUCCGGCAGACGGCCGACCAGGCGCGAGCGGUCAUCCUCAAGGUCGACACCGACAAGAUGCAGGUCGAGCUCGAGAAGGAGUACCUCCCGUCGUUCAAGAUGCCGUGCCCGAGCGAGGGCAGCAUGCAGAUCCUCGACAACGGCAACGUCGUCGUCGGCUGGGGCAUUCGCCCGCAAUUCUCCGAGUUCACCGAGGACGGCAAGCUCGUCCACGACGUCCAGUUCGGCCAGAUCGACGGCCGGAGCGACCUCGACCACUCGUACCGCGUCUACAAGGCCUCGUGGACCGGUCGCCCUCUCACGCCGCCGUCCAUGGUCCUCGACGAGCACUCGUCGGCGAUGGCCUACGUGUCGUGGAACGGCGCGACCGACGUCGCCUCGUACCGCCUGUACGCCGGUCCCUCGCCCGACACGCUCCUCCCCGCCGCCUCUCCUCUCUCGCCCUCUUCGUCCGAGCCCGAGAACGACAAGCAGGCCCUCGACGCGACGUACGUCGCCAAGUCGUCGUUCGAGACGCGCAUCGACCUGCCGCACGACCCCGAGGCGCGCUUCGUCGCCGUCGUCGCGCACGACAAGCACGGGCGCGC
Molecule: messenger RNA, 1280 nt
Organism: Rhodotorula graminis WP1
Lineage: Eukaryota; Fungi; Basidiomycota; Microbotryomycetes; Sporidiobolales; Sporidiobolaceae
Exons: 7
Source: RefSeq, a predicted model, not a curated record